AAAAAUGCAACUCUGCGUAGGUUCUCGCCAAUUGGAACUGCGAAUAUACUGCCUGUAUAUAUGUAAAUUGUUUAUAAUUAGCCAUUUUUCUACGAAACAAACGAUUAAAUAAUGCAAUUUUCUGCAUACUAAAUGCCAAAUACCGCAACCAAACUGCAGCCCGCGACAAGUGAUGUGAUUAGAGCAACAAGAAACGCGAGUUUUGAACGGUAAAACUUAGUGCCAAAACAAAGGGGACAGAAGAGGAACCCAAACCCAACAGAAAACCUCGGGUCGUGACCUGCCGAAGAGCCAGCGAGAAGGGAAAUAAACGUAGAAAACAUGGGCAAUGCAAGCUCCACCGUGCACAUGCAGCGCGAGCGCCACAAGUCGACCGAUUUAUCCACUCCGAGCUCUCCCGCACAUUUCCGCGAUUCACUUGUAGGCGGAGGGGGAACACCCGGGGGGGUGCUCGGAGGCGGGGGAGCGGUACAGGGUGCAGCAGCUUCGGUCGGGGCAACGGGGGGAGGAGGUGGUGGUGGAGGAGGCGGAGGCCAAGCUUUCUCGUUCGACAAAAAACAUACGGCAGUCUUAAACGAGGGCUCGUCGCAAGAAGACGACGACCCGUACUACACGGGAACUGGAACUGGCUCCACCAGACGGGGCACCACAGACGAGUCAUCAUCAUCAGCUGUUCCUCGUGAAAACUCGAGCAUGGACAACAACGAAGAGGAGGAGGAGGGACAGGGCCCGGUGCCACUGGGUGGAUCUCAACUGCUUGGCGAGGAGGACGAUGUAAGGAAAUCGGCCCUGCCCACUGUUCUCCGAUGGGACGGAGGCGGCAAGAACGUGACUAUCUCCGGAACAUUCUCCAAUUGGAAGCCCAUAACAAUGGUGCGCAGCCACCAAAACUUUGUGACCAUCAUCGAUCUGCCCGAGGGAGACCAUCAAUACAAAUUCUGUGUGGACGGCGAGUGGAAGCACGAUCCCAAAUUGAAAAGCGUCGAGAACGACGAGGGACAGAGAAACAAUUUGGUAUCCGUGCGAGAAUCCGAUUUCGAGGUUUUCCAAGCGCUGGCCAAAGACAGCGAGAACGUGACCAACUACGCCGAGAAGGAGUACUCGCAGGAGGUGCCUCAGGUUAAGCCCUGGGAGAAGGUGUCCGGUCCACCUGUGUUGCCACCCCACUUGUUGCAGGUUAUCCUCAACAAGGACACCCCUCUAUCGUGCGAACCCACCCUGCUGCCGGAACCUAAUCAUGUGAUGCUCAACCACUUAUACGCCCUGUCUAUCAAGGAUGGCGUCAUGGUCCUGAGUGCCACGCAUCGGUAUCGCAAGAAGUACGUCACCACGCUGCUCUACAAGCCCAUUUAGGCAGCAUGCAAUUGGUAUUUUAGCUGUAGGAACCUGGUUUUUAUGAGGGGGUAAACCCGGAGACCUUUCGGGUAAUACCCCAAGCCCAAUACGUCUCGCUUGUCAAAUUUACAUUAUAAUGCAGUGAAAGUGUUUUAUUUUCCUUUUAUUUAAGCGUUGUAUUUUUAAUCGUUAUAAAUAUACGGAACUUGUAAAAUCUAA
Drosophila ficusphila is the source of this 1554-nucleotide messenger RNA. It is a transcript of the gene alc, whose product is annotated as 5'-AMP-activated protein kinase subunit beta-1. The record is from RefSeq and is a predicted model, not a curated record. Gene Ontology annotation, molecular function: protein kinase binding. Bases 322 to 1353 code for a protein of 343 amino acids. Lineage: Eukaryota; Metazoa; Arthropoda; Insecta; Diptera; Drosophilidae. The transcript has 3 exons. Gene Ontology annotation, cellular component: nucleus; nucleotide-activated protein kinase complex; cytoplasm. Gene Ontology annotation, biological process: signal transduction.